This is a messenger RNA of Drosophila grimshawi, 570 nucleotides long. RefSeq lists its product as uncharacterized. The transcript has 4 exons. The record is from RefSeq and is a predicted model, not a curated record. NCBI's taxonomy places the organism in Eukaryota, Metazoa, Arthropoda, Insecta, Diptera, Drosophilidae. The coding region runs from base 133 to 570 and encodes 145 amino acids.
GAGUAUGACAAUUGAACUCUAAGAUAUUAGAUUUAAUUGGAAUUCCAGUAAAUCGAAUGGCAAGAGAAGGGCCCAUAGAAGUUAAGAAGUCCUCUUCAUGCUGUAAGCAAAUGUUGAGUAGAAUACAUCUUUAUGAAGAAUUGGCUGAAAAUAUACCUAAUGUGGGUCGAUCUAAGUCAAAUAACGGAUCGAUUUUCCUUAACCGUUAAUGAUAGAGUAAUUCUCGAUAGCACUUUCGAAAUGAUAAAGGAACUUAUCUAUAAGGAAGAAACUACCAUUUUGAUAUGCUCUCUGGCUCUACACAAUCCACCGAAUACGCCACGAUGCACAAAUUGCAUCUACUGCAAAGGUGUACAAAAAUGUCUUUCAAUGAAUAAUAUCAGUUCGAAGCGCGUUGAAAAGAAUUUAACGUGUCAGUCACGCGAUCAUAUUGAAAACAUUAUAAUAAACGAUUUAUAUAAUGAAGACGCGCUUUGGCAAAAUGUUCAUUGUCAAGAGGGCGAAGUUCUUAAAUUAUUAAUUGAGGAGCUGGUAAUACAUGCUACUUCUCAAGAGAAUUUUCUAGUCUAA